Malaclemys terrapin pileata is the source of this 2534-nucleotide messenger RNA. RefSeq lists its product as uncharacterized. Bases 1840 to 2454 code for a protein of 204 amino acids. Lineage: Eukaryota; Metazoa; Chordata; Testudines; Emydidae. The record is from RefSeq and is a predicted model, not a curated record. The transcript has 3 exons.
CUAAGAGGGACCAGACAUCAAUCCAGGUUCUCCAAAUCUUUCUGAACAAGUCUCUCAUAUUUCAAACUUGAAAAUUUGGACAGCCUGCCAAAAAUCACUGAACAGUGUGAGGCCAGGCUCAUGCUGCUGCUGGAGUGGGAGUGAGGAGAUUCAUCUGGAAUACUGUGUGCAGUUCUGGUCUCCCAUGUUUAAGAAGGAUGAAUUCAAACUGGACCAGGUACAGAAAAGAGCUACUAGGAUAAUCUGAGGAAUGGAAAACCUGUCUUAUGAAAGGAGACUCAAAGAGCUUGGCUUGUUUAGCCUAACCAAAAGAAGGCUGAGUAGAGAUAGGAUUGCUCUUUAUAAAUAUAUCAGAGGGAUAAAUAUCAGGGAGGGAGAGGAAUUAUUUAAGCUUAGUACCAAUGUGGACACAAGAACAAAUGGAUAUAAACUAGACAUUAGGAAGUUGAGACUUGAAAUUAGAUGAAGGUUUCUAACCAUUAGAGGAGUGAAGUUUUGGAACAGCCUUCCAAGGGGAGUAGUGGGGGCAAAAGACAUGUCUGGCUUCAAGACUAAGCUUGAUAAGUUUAUGGAGGGGAUGGUUUGAUGGAUAGCCUAAUUUUGGCAAUUAAUUGAUCUUUGAUUAUUAGCAGGUAAAUAUGCCCAAUGGUCUGUGAUGGGAUGUUAGAUGGGGUGGGAUCUGAGUUACUACAGAGAAUUCUUUCCUGGGUACUGGCUGGUGAGUCUUGCCCACAUGCUCAGGGUUUAACUGAUCGCCGUAUUUGGGGUUGGGAAGGAAUUUUCCUCCAGGGCAGAUUGUCAGAGGCCCUAGAAGUUUUUCGCCUUCCUCUGCAGCGUGGGGCACGGGUCACUUGCUGGAGGAUUCUCUGCACCUUGAGGUCUUUGAACCACGAUUUGAGGACUUCAAUAAACUCAGACAUAGGUUAGGGAUUUGUUACAGGAGUGGGUGGGUGAGAUUCUGUAGCCUGCAUUGUGCAGGAGGUCAGACUAGAUGAUCAUAAUGGUCCUUUCUGACCUUAAAGUCUAUGGCCUGGUCUACACUAGGAGGUUGUGUCGAAUUUAGCAGCGUUAAAUCGAAUUAACCCUGCACCCGUCCACACAACGAAGCUAUUUAGUUCGACAUAGAGGUCUCUUAAAUUCGAUUUCUGUACUCCUCCCCAAUGAGGGAAGUAGUGCUAAAUUCGAUAUGGCCAUGUCAAAUUAGGGUAGGUGUGGAUGGAAAUCGACGCUAAUAGCUCCGGGAGCUAUCCCACAGUGCACCACUCUGUUGACACUCUGGACAGCAGUCCGAGCUCUGUUGCUCUGACCAGCCACACAGGAAAAGCCCCGGGAAAAUUUGAAUUCCUUUUCCUGUCUGGGCAGUUUGAAUCUCGUUUCCUGUUUGGACAUCGUGGCAAGCUCAGCAGCACUGGCAACGAUGCAGAGUUCUCCAGCAGAGGUGACCAUGCAAUCGCUGAAUAGAAAGAGGGCCCCAGCAUGGGCCCAUUGGGAAGUCUUGGAUCUGAUCGCUGUGUGGGGUGAUAAGUCCGUGCUUUUGGAGCUGCGAUUGAAAAGACGGAAUGCAAAAAUCUACGAGAAGAUCUCAAAAGCCAUGACAGAGAGGAUACAGCCGGGAUGCAACGCAGUGCCGCGUGAAAGUCAAGGAGCUGAGACAAGCGUACCAGAAGACCAAAGAGUCAAAUGGACGCUCCGGAUCCCAGCCCCAGACAUGCCGUUUCUACAAGGCACUGCAUUCCAUUCUAGGUGUGGCCGCCACCACUACCUCACCACUGACUGUGGACUCUGAGGAUGGGAUAUUGUCGACAGCCGCUUCUUCAGAGAUGUUAGCGGACGGGGAAGAUGAAGGAGGACGAGGCAGUCGACAGCGCUUACAACACUGAUUUCCCAGACAGCCAGGAUCUCUUCAUCACCCUCACAGAGAUCCCCUACCAACCGUCCCCAGGCGUUAACCUGGACCCUAAAUCAGGGGAAAGAUCAGUCGCUGCGAAUGUCUCCCGACCUACCCUGCCAUCCCCCUCGCAGAGGCUGGCGCAGAUUAGGCGUAGAAAGAAAAGGACACGGGACGACAUGUUCUCAGAACUUAUGGGCUGCUCCCGAGCCAAGUUGACACAGCAGACCCAGUGGAGGGAGAACAUGUCGCAAUACCAGCGAGCACACAGCGAACGGGAGGAGAGGUGGCGGCAGGAAGACCAGCAGGCGACUCAAACGCUGCUUGGACUAAUAAGGGAGCAAACAGACACGCUCCGGCGCCUUGUGGAUGUUCUGCAGGACCGGAGGCAGGAGGACAGAGCCCUGCUGCAGUCUCUCUCUCUAACCGCCAUCCCCCGCUACAGAGUCCCAUACCCCCCCUCACCCAAAGUCCCAAGAAGGAGGGGUGGCAGGUGCCGUGAAAACUGUCACUCCACCCCUGCAGACUGCUCAAGUAGCAGAAGGCUCUCAUUCCCAAAAAUUUGAUAAGUCCUUUCCUUCCCGCUUCACCCAAGCCCCCGUCCCAGUUUCAUCCCUUAAGUGUGUAGUUGUUAAUAAAAGAUAUG